GAGCAAAUCACAAUAGACCAGAACUAUAUAACCCUCCAUUUCUUCUUUCUCACUCGUGUUAUCUCCCCAUUUAUCUAUCAAGAACUCUCCAAACCCUAAUUAUUUGAACAAAAAUCCCAUCCAAUUUCUUCUUCUAGUUUAUUUUUCUUCAUUUUCUUGAGUAGAACGAACAAAAAUUGAAGAAGAUUUAUUGGGUUUACUCGGUUGAAAUGAUGGGGGGUAACAGAAGGGAAGAAGGGUCUGUGAUGGUGAAAAAUUCCAAUGUAUUUGCGGCGCUGGAUACUUUGAGGAAGAAGAAGAAAUCUGAUAAGGAGAAAAGUAAAGGGUCAUCGAAAAAGGAACAGGAGCCGGAAGUUUUGUGGGCUCCGGCGCCGUUGACGGUGAAAUCUUGGGCAGAUGUUGAUGACGAAGAUGAUGACGAUUACUACGCCACUACUGCUCCUCUUCAGUCUUUUAUGGGUUCUAAUGAAUCUGGAAAAAAACCUGAACCUGUUGAGGAAACAGAAAGUGAGGACGACCUUCUUGAAGAUGAAGAUGUGGAGGAUAAUGACCACGAGUCUGAGGUUGCAGAACAUGCUGAGCCAGUAAGACAAAAGAUAGAAGCUUCACCAGCUCCCAAAGAAGCUGAGAGACAACUAUCGAAGAAAGAGAGAAAGAAAAAGGAGCUUGCUGAAUUGGAGGCACUUUUAGCUGAUUUUGGGGUGGAACAAAAGGAGAACGGUCCGGAAGACCUACCUGAUGUUGCUAACGAGAAGAAAGAGGGUAAGCCAGCAGAAGAUGUAGAAAAGAAAAAUGGUGGGGCCACAGAGCCUAAAAGUGCAAAGAAGAAGAAAAAGAAGGACAAAGCAUCCAAGGGGGUGAAGGAAUCAGAGGAUCAGCCCAACAAUGUAGAUGGCACUACUGGACCCGAGGAAACUGGAGGAGCUGGACCAGUAGAAGAUGUGUCAACAGUGGAUAUGAAGGAGAGGCUGAAAAGGGUGGCUUCGGCAAAGAAAAAGAAAUCCGGGAAAGAGACAGAUGCUGCUGCAAGAGCAGCUGCAAUAGAGGCUGCUGCACGGAAUUCCAAGCUUGCUGCUGCAAAGAAGAAAGAGAAGAGCCAUUACAACCAGCAGCCUACGCGAUAAAUUCUACCACAGCUUGGAAUGAUUAGCAUCAAUGGUCCGAGUUCCAAACAGUUUGGUACACAAAAUCGUGUUUUGGAUGAUGUAGAAUAAGAUUAGGGCUCUAGGUUCGGUCGUUGGGACACAAAAAAACUAUGGACUAGUUCUCGGAGCUUGUCUUAAAAUAGUAAAGAAAAAUGAGGAAAAAAGUGACUGGCUGGACAAUUUUACUGUAUGAGAAUGGUAUUUGGAGAUGUAGAGAGUAGCUUAUGUGUAAAAGUUGCAUAUUGGUGCUAGUACCUGUUGAACUAAGGUUUUUUGGUGAACGAGAAUGUUAUUUGCUACUUUAUUGAAUAUUGGAACUAUUGUGUUCUUAGAA
This is a messenger RNA of Solanum pennellii, 1479 nucleotides long. Its product is annotated as 46 kDa FK506-binding nuclear protein-like. Bases 210 to 1124 code for a protein of 304 amino acids. The transcript has 3 exons. NCBI's taxonomy places the organism in Eukaryota, Viridiplantae, Streptophyta, Magnoliopsida, Solanales, Solanaceae. The record is from RefSeq and is a predicted model, not a curated record.